Molecule: messenger RNA, 3162 nt
Organism: Zasmidium cellare ATCC 36951
Lineage: Eukaryota; Fungi; Ascomycota; Dothideomycetes; Mycosphaerellales; Mycosphaerellaceae
Exons: 1
Coding region: 1-3162 (1053 amino acids)
Biological process (GO): SREBP signaling pathway
Cellular component (GO): endoplasmic reticulum membrane; Golgi membrane
Molecular function (GO): sterol binding; protein binding
Source: RefSeq, a predicted model, not a curated record
AUGGGCUUCUCUUAUCCGACAAUCUUCCUGUCUGAGAAUCCGACGGCAGGAUUUGCUGCGUACCCGCAUACUUUCUGGACGAGCGCAAAACCCAUUGACAACGCCAGUACGAGUGUUGAUGUGGAGAUGCGGCAGAUCUGGGUACAUGGCUCUUACAUGAAUGCUCUGGAUAAGGAUGUUCUCAAACGUGCCCUAGCCGUUCAACAGAGCCUGGUGGGCGAUGAGAAGUUGAGCAACGUGAUUCCAGCGUUGAACGACAAGCUUCGAUCAAGCUCAUUGCAGUGGGGAUAUCAUUCUCCAUUGAUGUACUGGAACAACUCACAGGAUACCAUCGACGCCGACACGGAUGUUUUGAGGACGAUCAAUGACCAGAGAAAUGCACACUCAUCACUCAACGUUGUAUUGCGACCCGCUUCCGUCUUUGCAGGCAAGAAGUUCGAGAGGCGGCGUCUACUGGCUGCAGAUGCACUUGUUAUCACGCUCAUGAACAAGGCCACGGAUGGCGCUGGAAGCAAAUGGCAACAGAAUAUGCGCUCCUUGACAGACGGCGCAUGUGGAGACUGCACCCUCUUCCCUCAUGACGGCCACAUUACACGACAGAGAGUCUACGAAUUCAGCUUUACACCUUUGAGCUUUUCAGAGCAUCUUGCCUUAACGUUUGCGUACAGCUGCAUGGCGUUGUACGUUCUUCUAAGUCUCCGUAGGAUGAAGGCCUUCCACAGCCGCUUCGGUCUGGUUGUGACUGCCAUCACCCAGAUGACAUGCUCGAUUCUCGCCAGCUUUACGAUCUGCGGGAUACUCAAGAUCAAUCUCUCCAUGGUACCUCAGAACGCCUAUCCGUUCGUGGUCCUCGUUCUCGGAGUCGAGAAUAUGUUCAGAUUGAUCAAUGCCGUUUUGGCAUAUCCUCCGACGAUGGCUACUGAACUUCGCAUCGCCAAUGCGUUGGGUGAAGUUGGUCCAAUUUCAGUCGCGGCAGCCGCGCAGAAUCUGACGAUACUCGCACUCCUUUCGACUGUCGUGUCCCCCGGCGUGGCAGCGUUUUGCGCAUUUGCGGCCAUCGCCACCUUGUUUGACGUCUUCUUCUUGUUGACUUUUUUCGUCGCGGUCCUGAAUGUCGACAUCAACAGACUUGAACUCCAAGAUGCAUUGGCAGCGAGACAUAAUCAGCCGCGCCAUCGAAAACGCCAAGCUCCUUCACAUCAUACCUGGUUCGAUGCCCUUGUCCAGGGACGACUGCCAUUCAGCACACGCAUGGCCGGCACUGCAGUCACAACAGCCUUCAUUCUAUCGCUAAAUUACCACUUCUUCGAGCAUAAGGAGAAGGCCACCAAUCUCCGCCAUCUACUUGACAUGGUCAGAGGAGGACCUCCGAGCCUUGGAGAUCUGGAGACAUUCGCACCACCACCGAUGAACGCCUCGUUAACUCCUGGCGAAUGGAUGCGGAUGCAAGAUUUCGACACAGCAAAGGAGGUCAUGAGGCUGGCGAAGCCCGGCGCCGACAGCUUUGUCGUUCGAGUAUUCGCGCCCCUGGUCAUUGUUCUUGGGGGCUCCGAUCGCACUGGUGUUGCUCGCUCUGGCGAGGCCUGGGCACACGCAUUACGCAGCUUUGCAAUCCAUCACUUCUACCCAGUCGCAGUGGCGAUUGUUUUCGCUGUGGCUUUUGUGGCAGUCCUCAUGAACUUCUUGCUCUACAACGAGGCCGGCGAUGAGGACAACGACAUGGCCUUUGACCAAGCAGAAGAGCGACUCGUGGUGCACACCGUCAGCCUCCCACACAAACUCGACAUUGUAAAGAUGGCCAGCAGCGACAGUGGCCACUUCGUGACAGUCGCCCUCGAUCGCACAAUCGCCAUAUCCAUGUUCGAUCGAGCAACGCAGACACAUCAUACCGUGGCGAUGCCGACGAAAGUCUUGAACGGCAUAAGCUGGCCUAUCCAUCAUAUUGCCAUCGAUGAUACUGGAGAGUGGGUGGCAUGUCAUUGCGCGAACGACAGCAUACUGGCAUAUAAUUGCUCUACAGGGUCGUUCAUCCCGACUCUGGUCCAAUAUCCUGACGACCAUCCAGCUGUUCUCUUCGCAUUCCUCUCUCUAGCGACAGCUACUGGCUCGAAGCCUUACUUCCUUGUGCUGACUUCUGGAGGUCGACUGGCCAUGAGCUGCCUCGAAGAUGGCAAAUCGAUAGGUGCUGAUUUGUCCAUCACUCCACUAUUGGGAGCCACUAUCGCAGACAGCGCCCAGGGACGACAACUUUUGUUCGUUACCGAACAAGUUCAAGUCAUCUCGCAUUCUUGGACGGGCGACAGCUGGAGCCAGAUCAAUGAGCACAAAUUGGGUCUGGAAACCGCGUUUGGGAGGCUAGCCGGUCCAGUCAGUCUACAGCUAUACUCGGACCUGGAUACUGAACUUGUCGUGGUGAAAACGGCCAACAUGGUGGUCUUCCUCGACAGCUCUUCGCUGGCUCAAGUCGCAGCCCUUGAGCUGGCGCAGACUGGCAGUCAUUUGGAUGCUAUCUUGAUCGGUGCUUCACGAAAGUGUCCUGCUUGCUCGGGUCUCGCCUUACGAAACAUCGCCGCGACUACCUCCAGUAGCGGUAAGGACGACCGCGUCGUCACCACAUGGACCGUCGACAAUGACGAAGGUUGCUUCUGCUUGACACAGAGCUCCUCGGUCUGUUUGGCAUUCGACAGCACGACGAAAGAUACCAUCACCAUCAACCAUCCUGAUGCCUGGAGUGUCGUCAAGUCUCAAGCUAUCUUGGGCAUGCGAGGGCGAAGGCAGCAGCAAGCUUCUGAAAAGACAGACAGCCGGAGGAUGACGACCACGCAACUCCGGCAGAGAAGGCAUGCGCGUCAGAAUGCGCAGUCACAAGAAGACCGCGAGGAGUGGGAGGCCUACAAGAUCUCUAUAGACGGCGACAUGGAGACUGCGGAUAUUCCUUCGGCCUCAGAUUCGCGUCUUGCCGGACAAGAGACGGAUUUGUACGUCAACAACGCCGGACCUGUUGUUCCUUUGGAUCCUCAGGCUGUGGCGGUGGCUUUUGGUAAUAGCGUCAGGAUCAUCCGCAGCUCGAGAAGAGGUUCUAUCAACCGCAUUUCGGCCGGGCCGUCUUUGGAGAGGCAGUCCUCGACUUCAAGGCGUGUCACUUCACGAAGAGCACGAUGA